Messenger RNA from Aspergillus terreus NIH2624, 1842 nucleotides. RefSeq names its product pseudouridine synthase DEG1. The coding region runs from base 1 to 1842 and encodes 613 amino acids. Gene Ontology annotation, biological process: mRNA pseudouridine synthesis; tRNA pseudouridine synthesis. Lineage: Eukaryota; Fungi; Ascomycota; Eurotiomycetes; Eurotiales; Aspergillaceae. The record is from RefSeq and is a predicted model, not a curated record. Gene Ontology annotation, cellular component: nucleus; cytoplasm. Gene Ontology annotation, molecular function: pseudouridine synthase activity; RNA binding. The transcript has a single exon.
AUGUCCGACACCGCAGCGCCCGCACCUACAGGCCAGCCCGAUUAUUCGACAUGGAGCCCAUCGAGUCUGAUCGCCCGGAUCACCGAGCUAGAGCGCCAGCUACAUUCGCGCACCUCCGAAUUCACUCCCACGCCCGCGAACCAGCCCGCGCCGAGCGCCACAGCACCGACCCCGACAACGACAGGACCCCCGGCGAGCCCCUCCCAGGCAGUGCCACACAAGAAACAGAAGGUCGCGGACGUGAACGACAUUACGCAUGUCCGCGCGCCCAAUAAGCCGCCCAAGGCGCCCCGCGAGAUGGACCCGUCCAAGUACCACACCCGGUUUAUUGCGUUGAAGUUUGCCUACCUCGGCCAGCGGUACAACGGCCUCGAGCAUGCGAACGGGAAUGUGACCCCGCUGCCGACUAUUGAGGAGGAGCUGUGGAAGGCGCUCCGGAAGACGCGUCUGAUCUUCCCCACGGGUGCGACGGCCGACGAUAUGCGCGAGUUCCAGGAACCUCGAGCGCUGAAGCCCUACGCGCUCAACUGGGAGGGCUGCGAGUACUCCAAGGCUGGACGGACGGACCGGGGCGUGAGCGCGUUCGGGCAGGUGGUUGGUAUUAGGGUGCGGAGUGCGCGGCCGAAGAAGAAGGCUGCUGUCGCGGACCCUGGCGCGGAUACUCCUAUGCAGGAUGGAGGCGAGGGGAAUGUGACGGCCGACAGAUCGGUUGAUGACAACUGGGAUGAUAUUGCCGAUGAACUACCCUACAUAAACUUGCUGAAUCGGGUCCUCCCAGAGGAUAUCCGUGUUCUAGCGUGGUGUCCGCAUCCACCAGAGGGAUUCGACGCACGCUUCUCGUGUCGCGAACGUCAGUACAAAUACUUCUUUACCCAGCCGGCUUUCUCGCCCACCCCCGGACCUGGUGGCUUUGCGCCGCGCGCGAACGACAAGGCCGGAUCCGUUCCUAAGUACAGAGAAGGCUGGCUAGACAUUGAGGCGAUGCGCGAAGCGGCGCGGAUGUUUGUGGGACGGCAUGAUUUCCGGAACUUCUGCAAGUUGGAUACCAGCAAGCAGAUUGAGAACUUUGAGCGCAUUAUCUACCAUUCUGACAUUGAGUUGGUCGAUCCGCGAUCGACCCCGCUUGGCUAUGUGGCUCAGCCAGGGUUCACAGCUUUGGAGAGCCCUUCUGCAGAGCAGGGCUCUGGAUCCUUGGAGACCCCUGUACCGACUGCGUCUCAGGUCUAUGUCUUCUCUCUGCAGGGCUCUGCGUUCUUGUGGCAUCAGGUCCGACACAUGGUCAGUGUGCUAUUCUUAGUCGGACAAGGGCUCGAAAAGCCCUCGAUUGUAUCUGAGCUGUUGGACGUGUCGAAGAACCCGCGCAAGCCGUCCUAUGAGAUGGCUUCCGACGCUCCGCUCGUCCUCUGGGAUUGUAUUUUCCCCAAUGAGGAGAGUGGUAGCCGCGAAGAUGCAUUGGAGUGGGUCUAUGCCGGAGACCCUCGGCAGACAAAGACCCAAGUUGGCAAGGGCAGCAGCAAGUUUGGGCUUGGGGGCGUGGUCGAUAAUCUUUGGUCUGUCUGGAGACAGCGCAAGAUAGACGAGAUCCUCGCCGGUUCCCUGCUAGAUUUGGCGAUCAGCCAGGGUGAUCAAAACAUUGGCAAAAGCGAAUUUUCGGCGUCUGAGAUCAAGAACAGGGGUCAAAAGGUGUUCUAUGGUGCAAAUGAGGCCAGGACUGGUGGUCCGUAUGUUCCCAUCAUGGAGAAGAGAAAGCUGGACCCGGUGGAGGUACAGAAUGCCCGAUGGCUCGCUUCGAAGCAACGGAGGACCGCCAAUGCAGAGAGUAACAAGAUGGAAUGUGAAUGA